AUGACAACGCCGAAUGAACAACCUUUACACAAUAACAUUCCUUCAGAAACAAUCAGACUUAGUGAUAAUAAUGACAAACAUAUGGCCGAGACGCCCACAACAUUCUCCAAUCAAUUGACGCAUUCUUCUAUCAUUUUCCCGUUCAUGUAUGGCCAUGAUAAAUGGCCUUUAAAGGUGGAGAAUGCAUUCAUGGAAGCAUUACAAUUGAUAGUAAAAAAUGGGACAUCAAAGAUAAAAAUAAGAAACAAAAAUUAUGGUAGAAAUGAAUUGAUAUCUUUGUAUAUUAAGCACCACACUGGGGAAGUUAGGACUAAGAAGCAAAUUUCAUCACAUAUUCAAGUAUGGAAAAAAUCCAUUUUAAAUAAAAUUUCAGGCGAGAUGGAACUAACACCAUUGGACAAACAAAUUCUUGCUUUAAUCGAAAAAGGGCCAAAACAAAGCGACGUAAAUGUUACAAAUUUUUUUUCCACCUUCGAGGCAAUCAUAGAAAAUGAAAAUAAUAAUAUUUUCAACCAUUCGGUUACAAAUAAUGCCGGGAUAGAACCCUUGAAAAGCAAUCAAGUCAGUCAACAGAAACAGAUAUUUUACAACCAAGUCGGGACACUUCAAAGUAAUUUUCCAACAAGAGAAAACCCAGUAUAUGGGUAUGUGCCAGUUGCCGGUACAAACAAUACAAAGGAAUCUCUUCCUGUACCGUAUCCUCCUACUGUUACACCGCUAUUAAACGGCCAUUAUUCAGAACCAAACUGGCCACCGAUUCCAACUAACCGCAAUGGAAACUUUCAAUAUUUGGGGAAUGCAUCUGAAGCAGCGGUAACGAACAGAACCAGCUGGCCAAACAAUAACAUAUCAAAGCCAUGUAAUGAUAGCUGGAGUGCGGGCUUCGUGAGGGCUACAGGCCCAGACAACUCUUAUAGCCAAAAUCACUCACAGAACAACCAUAACCUACAGCCCGUGCUUCCUUCCGUUCACCAUCCAUACUUUAGGACACCGGCUAAUAUUAGUUCGUCUGUUUUACCACCAUUAUCAUCAUCAGCAUCAUUGGCAGAGCCACCUAAAAUGUAUAUUCCCUUAAGGACAUACUCACAGCCAAAUAAUGAGAUGAUUGCACCUUCCUUUGCAGCAUCAAAUGGAAAUCCUAUAACACAGGGCCCACUUCCGUUGCAUGCUGAUCAUCAGCAAUUUUCACGUCUUCCUAACGCAUCAUCAUCCCAACUUACUAAUCUCCCAAUUUCUUUGUCAAGAAACGUACCCAAUAACGACCCUAACCAACCCGUUAUGAUCCCCACGUUCACAGAAUAUUCACAAUUAGCAAGACCGCAUAUUACGUCAGCCCGAAGGAACACAGUGGAUUUAAAUAAUAACACUGGUAGGGAAAAACCAAAUGGUUCUCACUUAGAUCGAGGAUUAUUCCCUUUAGGUGACGCUCAGGAACAUAAAAAUUGA
Naumovozyma dairenensis CBS 421 is the source of this 1446-nucleotide messenger RNA. RefSeq lists its product as uncharacterized. NCBI's taxonomy places the organism in Eukaryota, Fungi, Ascomycota, Saccharomycetes, Saccharomycetales, Saccharomycetaceae. Gene Ontology annotation, molecular function: DNA-binding transcription factor activity, RNA polymerase II-specific; RNA polymerase II cis-regulatory region sequence-specific DNA binding. Gene Ontology annotation, biological process: regulation of transcription by RNA polymerase II. The transcript has a single exon. Bases 1 to 1446 code for a protein of 481 amino acids. Gene Ontology annotation, cellular component: transcription regulator complex. The record is from RefSeq and is a predicted model, not a curated record.